AUGAACCAACAAAAAUUAGAUACAGAAAGAAUAGACUUUCUUACAAAGGAAUGCAAAUUCGAUCAAACAUUAGAGAAAAGUAUUUCAUCGUACAAGCCUAUAAUAGAAUAUAUUAUGGCUGUUAUUACUUCGAAACCAGUAUCUGAAGGUUUUUACGGGUUAUAUACAAUGUUCAUCGACAAAUUCGGACCACGUCCUGCAGGAAGUAAAAUUUUAGAAGACGCCAUAGAUUACAUGAAAGAUCUUACACAUACAAGUGGAAUUCACAACGUUACUACUGAGAACGUCCUGAUACCCCAUUGGCAUCGUGAAUACGAAUCAGUAAAAAUGCUGCAUCCAUUAAUGAAAACUAUUAAAGUCCUCGGAAUUGGAUUAAGUGUUUCAACUCCUUCAGAAGGCAUAAUUGCGGAUGUAAUUGUUGUAAACAGCUUUGAUGAAUUUGAUGAAAUUGAUGACACUAAAAUUUUAGGAAAAAUCGUGUUAUUCAAUGCUAAAUUUACUUCUUAUUCCGAAACCGUUCAAUAUAGAACGGAUUCUGCUGUAAGGGCUGCUAAAAAAGGUGCUGUUGCUGUUCUAAUCAGAAGUAUUACACCUUUUUCACUGUAUACCCCUCACACAGGAGCUUUAAUGUACAAUGCAUAUGUCCAAAAGAUACCAGCUGCUGCCGUUACUUUAGAAGACGCUGAUUUAAUUCAAAGGUUAUAUGACGAAGGAGAAAAAAUCGUUAUAGAAAUGUUUAUGUUUAAUACUUUAAAUUCAGAAAUAUCUCGAAAUACCAUAAUUGAUCUUCAAGGAGUAAAACAACCAGAAAAGUUAGUUAUAGUAUCUGGUCAUAUGGACAGUUGGGAUGUGGGCCAGGGAGCCAUUGACGAUGGCGGAGGAAUGAUGAUCAGUUGGUUUGUACCUGUUAUAUUAAAAUAUUUAGGUUUGGAACAUAGACGAACUAUACGAUCCAUUUUAUGGACAUCAGAGGAACCUGGCUUAGUAGGUGGGCGAGCGUAUUUGCAUAAGCAUUAUGAUGAGUUACAUAACAUCGAUUUCAUACUAGAAUCUGACGAAGGAACCUUUAAGCCAUUAGGUUUAAAGGUAGCUGGAUCAAAUAGGACAAAAUGUAUCAUAGCAAAAAUUAUGGAACUCUUCCCUCCAAUCGAUAAGGUUCAAUUUGUUGAUAUAACAGGGUCGGAAUUAUCACUAUUUAUCGACAAGGGAAUUCCUGGAGCUUCUUUGUUAAACAAAGACGAUCAAUACUUUUGGUACCAUCAUACAGACGCUGAUACUUUGACCGCUCAAAAUAUGGAUGAUGUUGUCGAAUGUGCUGCAUUUUGGGCAGCUAUAGCUUACGUCAUUGCAGACAUCGAAGUAGAUCUUUCGUGAAAAAAAAAACGAUACAA
Messenger RNA from Melitaea cinxia (Glanville fritillary), 1391 nucleotides. RefSeq names its product carboxypeptidase Q-like. The transcript has 3 exons. NCBI's taxonomy places the organism in Eukaryota, Metazoa, Arthropoda, Insecta, Lepidoptera, Nymphalidae. Gene Ontology annotation, biological process: proteolysis; peptide catabolic process. The record is from RefSeq and is a predicted model, not a curated record. Gene Ontology annotation, molecular function: metallodipeptidase activity. The coding region runs from base 1 to 1374 and encodes 457 amino acids.